This is a messenger RNA of Sinocyclocheilus grahami, 1414 nucleotides long. RefSeq names its product WD repeat-containing protein 34-like. Gene Ontology annotation, biological process: intraciliary transport. Gene Ontology annotation, cellular component: cytoplasmic dynein complex; ciliary plasm. Gene Ontology annotation, molecular function: dynein heavy chain binding; dynein light chain binding. The record is from RefSeq and is a predicted model, not a curated record. The transcript is spliced from 7 exons. Bases 98 to 1321 code for a protein of 407 amino acids. Lineage: Eukaryota; Metazoa; Chordata; Actinopteri; Cypriniformes; Cyprinidae.
UUUUGUAGAGAUAUGAACAUAUAUAUAUAUAUAUUAUUUUUUUUUGUCUGAGAUAAAGAUUAAAUAGUUUAUUCUCGCUAGCUGACAAAGUUGAAACAUGUUCACGGAUGAAACUCUUGACUUAAUUGGUGUCGAAUCGACAUGGAGAAAGUCGCAUCAGCAAACACAAGAAUCAAGAAGCUGUCAAACUCUUCCAGUUCACACAGCAGAGGCUGAAACACAAGCUAAAGAAGUGUUAGACGACAGCACCCAGACACAAGAGCAGAUCAGUCACACACUCUCCCUAGAUCGAGACAUAGCUGACUUUCCUGGUUUGCUGGACUUCUUGCAUAAAGUUGAAGACAUAGUUAUCAAAGAACUGGUGAAAAACUCCAAGAGUCAUGCUUUUGAUGGGUUUCAAGUGAACUGGGAGGAUCAGAAUGAGUCGGUGUCCUGCAUGUACCGUCUUCAGCAUGUUGAUGCCCAGGAAAGGGGUCUGCAAGUCACCAGCGUGUCCUGGAACUGCACCGGCUCGGUCAUAGGCUGUGGAUUCGGCCGUGUGGAUGAUGGUGAUUGGAGCAAUGAGAAGGCGUAUGUGUGCACGUGGAACCUGGACCGGCAGAACCUGAACCCAAAGCGGCCGGAUGUGAUCAUAGACGUGGCCAGUCCAGUCAUGUGUCUGUGCUUCCAUCCUGUGAGACCGUCUGUGCUUACCCGAGGUAGCACCACUAUAGGAGUAACCUCUGUUGCACUUUCCCCGUGGGACCUGGACACAUUCCUGGUGGGCUCAGAAGGAGGCCUUGUGCUCAAAUGCUCCUUCAGCAGUGAGACAGUGGCAGCAGUGCCCCCUGAUGGUGAGAGCGUGACACUGCGGGCUCCAGUGCAAUUCUCUUUCUCACCACUAGGGGGCCCUGUGCACUCAGUCCACUUCUCACCGUUCCAUAGGAAUCUGUUUGUAAGUGUCGGAACAGAUGGUUUGGCUCAUCUGCACACUGUGCUCCAGCCCCGUCCCCUGCUGUCUCUACGGGUGUCCGAUUCAUAUGUGUUUGGGGUGAGGUGGUCACCUACACGCCCUCUAGUCUUUGCUGCAGCCACAGGACAAGGUUUGGUCCAGAUGUUUGAUUUGGGUCGGAGGUCUUUAAGGCCAGCUGCCACAAUUGACCAGAACACAAGUGGUCAGCCAACAUAUUGUCUGGAGUUCAACCCCAAACACACAAAUCUGAUGGCAGCGGGCAAUGCAGAUGGUAGUGUCAGCAUCUGGCAGCUCAGCUCCGAGUUAACAGAACAAGGUGCCAAGGAAACGGCAAUGCUAGAACAGCUAGCCAAUGAGGUGGCGGACUGAGUCUGUUUGAAACUUUCUUAAAACACGUUUAUAUAUGCAUUGCAUAUCUUCAACUGUACAUUUACACUGUAAAAUAAAAACACUUGACAAUUC